Molecule: messenger RNA, 1732 nt
Organism: Cervus elaphus (red deer)
Lineage: Eukaryota; Metazoa; Chordata; Mammalia; Artiodactyla; Cervidae
Gene: IDO1
Product: indoleamine 2,3-dioxygenase 1
Exons: 10
Coding region: 82-1305 (407 amino acids)
Biological process (GO): 'de novo' NAD+ biosynthetic process from L-tryptophan
Cellular component (GO): cytoplasm
Molecular function (GO): heme binding; L-tryptophan 2,3-dioxygenase activity; metal ion binding
Source: RefSeq, a predicted model, not a curated record
GAUAACCUCUGUAAUAAAUAGAUGCUCUGAAAGCAUCUAGCCUGAGAAGGACCAGAGUAGGCUGCAAGAGCGACAGUUGACAUGUCAUCUCCUAUGGAGCACUCUUGGACCAUCUUUGAGGAAUACCACAUAGAUGAAGAUGUGGGCUUUGCUCUGCCACUUCCACUGGAGGAGCUACCUCAUCCUUAUGAUGCCUGGAUCUCUAUUGCUAGAAAUCUGCCUGAACUGAUCAAGAACAACCAACUACGUAUGGAAGUUGAGAAGUUAGCAAUGCUCAGCAUCGAUGGCCUCCGAGGCCACAGGGCACAGCGCCUGGGACACUUGGUUCUGGGAUACAUCACCAUGGCGUAUGUGUGGGGUCAAGGCGGUGGAGACAUCCGAAAGGUCUUGCCAAGCAAUAUCGCUGUUCCUUACUGCAAGCUAUCUGAGAAGCUGGGACUGCCUCCUAUUCUGCUUUAUGCAGAUUGUGUCUUGGCAAACUGGAAGAAAAAGGACCCCAGUGGGCCCAUGACUUAUGAGAACAUGGACAUUCUAUUCUCAUUUCCUGGUGGGGACUGCGGCAAAGGCUUCUUUCUGGUUUCUCUGUUGGUGGAAAUAGCAGCUGCCUCUGCAAUCAAAGUGAUCCCCAUUAUAUUUGAUGCAGUAAAACGUGAAGACUCAGAUACUUUGCAGAGGGCACUGCUUGACGUAUCUUCCAGCCUGCACAAAGCCCUGGACGUGUUUUCCCAAAUUCAUAAAUACGUGGACCCAAACCUGUUUUUCAAUGUUCUUCGAAUAUACUUGUCUGGUUGGAAAGGCAACCCCUUGCUGUCAGAAGGCCUGCUAUAUGAAGGCGUCUGGGACACCCCAAAGAAGUUUGCCGGAGGCAGUGCAGCCCAAAGCAGCAUCUUUCAGUGUUUUGAUGUUCUCCUGGGCAUUCAGCACACUGUUUGUGGAGUUCCUUCAGACCCUGCUGCUGAAUUUCUCCAGGAGAUGAGAACCUACAUGCCACCAGCUCACCAGAGCUUUCUCCUCUCAUUAAAGUCAAGGCCCUCGGUCCGUGACUUUGUUCUUUCAAAAGGCAAUGCUACGCUGCAGGAAACUUACGAUAAGUGUGUGCAAGCUAUGGUCUCCUUGAGAGACUACCAUUUGCAAAUAGUAGCUAAAUACAUCAUAAUUCCUGCAAGCCAGCAAUCGCAAUCCAAGGCGGAAAGCUCGGAAGAAGAUUUAAAGGCAGAAAGUAAAGGAACUGGAGGCACCAAUCUCAUGGACUUUCUGAAGUCUGUAAGAGGUAAAACUGUGAAAAGCCUGUUGAAGGAACAUUAAUUGUAAUCCAAGAAAGUAUAUUUUUUGGCAUAUGUUGUAUAUUUUGACAUGUGUUAAUCAUCUGCCCAUUAUAUCAGAAAUAGCAUUCACAUUCUUCAUUUGAGAGGAAAAUGAAACUUAUAUUCAUACAAAAACCUGCACAGGGAUGUUUAUUGCAGCUUUAUCAUAAUUACCCAAACUUGGAAACAUCCAAGAUGCCCUUCAGUGGCUCAAUGGAUGAACAAAUCGAAGUACAUCCUGACAAUAGAAUAUUACUCAGGGCUGAAAAGAAAUGAGUGCUGUGUGACAACCUGGAGGGGUGGGAGGAAGACUCGAGAGGCAGGGACAUAUAUAUACCUAUGCCUGAUUCAUGAUGAUUUAUUACAGAAACUUACACAAUAUUGUAAACCAAUCAUCCUCCAAUUAAAAAUAAAAUUUUAAAUUUUUA